Messenger RNA from Lineus longissimus, 1992 nucleotides. Its product is annotated as cytochrome P450 2C15-like. The record is from RefSeq and is a predicted model, not a curated record. The coding region runs from base 80 to 1561 and encodes 493 amino acids. Gene Ontology annotation, molecular function: heme binding; steroid hydroxylase activity; oxidoreductase activity, acting on paired donors, with incorporation or reduction of molecular oxygen, reduced flavin or flavoprotein as one donor, and incorporation of one atom of oxygen. The transcript is spliced from 5 exons. Gene Ontology annotation, cellular component: intracellular membrane-bounded organelle; cytoplasm. Gene Ontology annotation, biological process: xenobiotic metabolic process. Lineage: Eukaryota; Metazoa; Nemertea; Pilidiophora; Heteronemertea; Lineidae.
UUUAUCUAAUGUAUUUGGUUUAUGUUGGCCUACUUUGGUGUUUUCUCCCUUGUUUGGACAAAUAAUCCAAAGUGGCAACAUGGAUACCACAUCAAUGCUUGCCGUUGUAGGCUUGCUCAUUCUUGCCUAUCUCUACCUCAGAAGGAAGCACGUCAAUUUGCCUCCAGGACCCUGGUUGAGUGUCCCUAUAUUGGGAAGCAUACCUUUCUUGGGCAAAGACCUCCGAAAGGAGGCACUGCGGUUGUCCAAAGAUUUUCACUCGGACGUCAUCACGGUCAAACUAGGCCCUCAUCUUGGCGUUUUCCUAAAUUCUUACGCCUCCAUAAAAGCGGCGCUGUCAAGCGAGGAUUUCACGGACAGACCAGAUUCGAUCUUCUUUUUAGUCUGCGAGAAGCAAGGUGUCGCCAGCAGCGACGGCAAUGUCUGGAAAGAACACCGUCGUCUCAUGCUUUCGGUGCUGCGAGACAUGGGCAUGGGCAAGAUGGCUGCCGAGGAAAAGAUCAGAGAAGAAGUCCGUCAACUUAUCGGAGAAAUUAGGAAACUGGGCUGUAAAAGAUUCGACAUUGGCCCAUUAUUAAAUAUCGCAACCGCAAAUGUUAUCUCUGCGACAAUUGUAGGCCAACGGUAUGACUACCAUGAUCCAGAAUUUCUCCAUUACGUCACACGUUUCAAAGAAAACCUCACACUGCUGCCGAAUGACACCAUUUUGGCCAUGUAUCCGUCGUUACGCCACCUACCGGGAAACCUUUUCAACUUCGGAACGAUCAAAAGGAACAUUCGCAGUGUGUUUAAGUUUUUGGAGAAGCACAUCAAGGAACACAAGGAGCGUUUUGAUCCUGGUAACAUAAGUGAUUUUCUCGACGCUUACCUUGUUGAGAAAGAGAGACAGGAUAGGAAUAAUCCCAAAAAUACAUUCUCAGAUGAACAGCUGAAGGUUGUUCUCGCUGACCUCUUUGUUGCCGGGAGCGAGACGAGCGCCACCACUCUUCAGUCGGCGAUACUAUUUAUGAUCGCACAUCCCGAAAUUCAGCGGAAGGUCCAAUCGGAAAUCGAUGACUUUAUCGGCAAAGAUCAGAUCCCGACCAUGCACGAUCGCCGAAAUCUUCCCUACGCGGAGGCCACGGUUCUAGAAACAUACCGUUUUUCCUCACUCGCAGGUCUCGGUCUUCCGCACAGCAACCAGAGCCGAGACGUCGUGUUCCAGAAUUUCACCAUUCCCAAAGGCACCAUGGUAAUCCCGAAUAUCUGGGCCAUACACAGGGACCCGGAGGUUUGGAAAUACCCUGACGUAUUUGACCCCAGAAACUUUCUUGGUGAUGAUGGCAGUGUUGUUCAUAAGCCUGAACUGAUGCCUUUUGCCAUAGGUCGGCGUCAAUGCCCUGGCGAAGGACUCGCGAAAAUGGAGGUCUUCAUCUUCUUCGUGACUCUACUUCAGAAGUUUACUUUCUCCAACCCAGAGGGCGAUACAAUUCCAAGCCUUGAUGGAGUGUUCACAACUACUAACGCGCCACACCCGUUUAAGAUUUGCGUAAAUCCACGGUCUGACGAUGAGGCACACUAGCAUGUUACGCAUGCCAAUAGAUUUAGGGUGUAGACGGAUGUAGACGGCGUAAAAUUUGUGGAGUGCCUUUUGUUGCAUUACACCCUGUAGUUAAUGAUAUUUAUUACAUAUCAACAGCCAAUGUUGCCCCCCGCCUAUGGAAGCACGGUGAAUUUUCACAAGGCACAUUACUUCAGAGCGUGUCAUUAUGUCCGUUAGAUGAAUUGACCAAGACAAAUUUCUAAAUCGUGGGCUUUCUCAUUCGAAUUCGAGGAACCGCUUUCUUCACUGCAUGGUCGCCAAGAAAUAGCCGGGUAAGUAAUUUUCGGAACCCCCCACGGCCAGGGAUCGUUGUCAAUUCGACGUCAACCUAACAUCGAUUGUAGCUGAUCAGGAGGGUUACAUGGUCUUCAUAUGACCGCUGCAUAUUAAUACAAAACACUAGCGCUUUU